AUGGGUUAUGUGCGCACUCCCGAGGAAGUCGAAGCAUACGACUUGUUCUACCGCAAUGUCACCGCUCUGAACCACGCAGUUGGUACUACCUUUAUAACCGAUCACGACUUUGCACGCGAGGUUAUUCCACCUUGUUUUGAGGUCCCUCGGCCAGCCACUGGAACAAUGUACGUGUGCACAAACUGCGAGGAGAUCGACGACCAGCGCACGGGCGAGGACGAGGAGGCAGGCGUCGUCUCGCUCGAUGUCCUCUACCAGGGCAAGCCCGGCAGCUAUACGCUAUCGGUCUUUGUCAACCGUGACCAAUCUCUCGCCACUGGCCGCGAGGUGUGGUCAAUGCCAAAGAAGCUGGGCGAAGUCCACCUCAUGGGAAACGGCCGCAAGACAUGUGUCCUUGCCCACCGCAAGGGCGCCGAGAUGCGUCUGAAUACGCUUCUCCAGGCACCAGAAUUCAACACGGAGCCAAAGACCAUCAAGUCCGUAUUUUAUGAGAUCAAGGCUGUAAUGCGGCCAUCGGGCGGGUUCAGCUGUAAACCUACUCUGAUCGAGUUCGAAUGUACCCAAAGCAUUUUUACGUCUCAGGAUGGAGAGUUGGAGCACACCAAGCUGUCAUUAAAGGGAACAGACGAUGACCCGCUGCACACCAUCCCAGUCAAGGAAAUUACUUCAGCCUGGGCAUCGGGGUGUUCAAUGGCCACCAAGGUGCUGAGGGAAAUCGAACUUGAUGACUCGGUAGACUACAGACCUUAUGUCUAUGGCCGAUUCUACGAUGACUGGCCACGCGCGGCUGCAAAGGCAAAGGCUGAGGAUGCUGCCGGACAAUAG
Molecule: messenger RNA, 825 nt
Organism: Pestalotiopsis fici W106-1
Lineage: Eukaryota; Fungi; Ascomycota; Sordariomycetes; Amphisphaeriales; Sporocadaceae
Exons: 1
Coding region: 1-825 (274 amino acids)
Molecular function (GO): lyase activity
Source: RefSeq, a predicted model, not a curated record